AUGGCCUCCGAUGUCCCCCUCCUCGCGACCGGCCAGAGCAAGCGGCCGAAGGCGCGCAAGGUGCUCGUCACCUUCGAGCACGGCCCGAAGCCGCUGAGGAUCACGCUGCGCAAGGAGAUGACCGUCGCCGCGCUCUGGCCGCUCGUCAGCCAGGCGCGCGACGGCGUCGACGCGGCGUCGUACAUCCUCACCGGCGGCGCCGCCGUGCUGCUGCCCGACGACGGCGUCCUCGCGUCGAGCCCGGGCCGCGACGGCGACGUCGUCCUGCGCUGCCGCCGGAAGAUCGAGCAGCAGGACGACCGCAUCGCCGGAGUCGAGAGCUUCCGCGCGCUCCUCGGGCCCGAGGCCUACGUCGAGGCCAUGCGGAUCGAGAUCGCCCGGGAGCCGGCGCUCCACGCGACCUGGGCGGCCAUGCACGAGGCCAUGAUGGCCAAGGCCGAGCCGGCGCCGCCGAGGGCCCGGGACAUGUCGCUCGAGGCUUUGGUCGCGCGCGCGCGCGACGUCGCGGGCCCCGGCGCGCCGGAGCGGCGGCUCCGCGAGGCCGCGGCCCUCUGGGACGAGGUCGCGGCGCGCUGCGCGCCGAAGAGCGCGGGCGCGAACCGCCGCGCCUUCCUCGACGCGCACCUCGAGCUCCAGAGCCUCUUCGACCGCUUGCGGGACGUCGACGGCUGCCGCGCGCGCGGGUUCGCGGUCGCCGCGGCGCCGGGGACGCCCUUCUGGCGCGACGGCCGCCAGCGGCCGCCCCACUUCCUCCCGCACCUGGAGGCGGCGCCCUGGCACGACGCGCGGCGCUUCCCCUGGACCGCGGUCCUCGAGAGCCACGCGGACGUCAUCCGCGCGGAGCUGGACCAUUUCGUGUCCUCGCCCGCCGCGGGCCGCGCCUUCGGCAACGUGUCGCGCCGGGACCAGGACCUCGCGGGCGGCGCGGACCGCUGGCGCCAGUGCCAGCUCCUCGACGGCCGCGCGUGCCCGCGGACGACGGCGACGCUGCGCCGGAUCCCCGAAGUCGCGGACUGCGCGGAUUGCGGCGUCGGCCAGAUGAUCUUCUCGUGCCUCGCGCCGGGCGCGAAGCUGCGGCCCCACUGCGGGCCGACGAACGCGCGGCUCACGGUCCACAUGGGCCUCAUCGUGCCGCCGGGCGGCUCCCGGAUCACCGUCGGCGGCGAGGCGCGCGAGUGGCGCGAGGGCGAGUGCCUCGUCUUCGACGACAGCUUCGAGCACGAGGUCGAGGUCGUCGAGGGGCCCCGGGUGGUGCUGCUCGUCCACUUCUGGCACCCGGACAUACCGCGGGACGACUGGCCGACCGUCGCCGCGGAGGAGCGCGCGAUCCGCGAGGGGGCCGGGGGGCGCCACUUCAGCGACGCGCUGCCGCCGCCCUACGACGCGCUGUCGCCGAAGAGCCGCGCGGCGAACCCGCGGCCGCGGACGGUGAGCUACGGCCAGGAGGAGGGGUUCAUGGCCCAGUGGGCCCUCGACGUCGACGCGGCCUACGCCGCGUCCGGCGUGCCGAACCUCGUGCUCUUCGAGCCCGUGCAGCACUUCCUCAUGGACCUCGCGCCGACGCUCGUGCCCGUUUUAGCGACGACGUGCAAGCGGUCGCGCGAGUUCUACGCCGCGCGCGUCGCCGAGGGCCGCGCCUUCGACGGCUACGACGACGCGCGCUACGCGGCCUGGGCGCCCCUCGCGCGCUACGCGGGGGCGGCCCACCGCAGGGCGCUCCAGCGCCUGCUGCCGCGCGAGUUCCACGCCGCGCUGACCGUGACGCUCGCGGACGGCGUCACGGACGCGGCGCUCGACUGCUUCGGGAGCUACGUGUCCGCCGGCGGCGCGGCGACCAUCGCCGGGGCGCUCCUCGACGGCGCGGACAUCUCGACGAUCAACUUGCGGGGCAACGGCCUCGGGGACGACGGCGCGACGCUCAUGGCCGUGGCCCUCGAGCUCAAGGAGAGCCCGCUCCGGGUGCUGAGCCUCUGGUCCAACGACAUCUCGGACGCGGGCGCCAUCAAGCUCGCCGACGCGCUCGCCGUGAACACGUCGCUGACGACGCUGGACCUCGCGGGCAACAGCAUCGGCGAGGCGGGCGCGGACCGGCUCACGGCGGCCGUCGCGCGGAACCGGAGCCUCGCGUCCCUGGACCUGCGGAACAACGACGUCGACGCCCGCGACCCCAAGGCGGCCCAGGAGCGGCGGCGCCGCGCGCGCAAGGCCCGCCGGGAGAGCAUGGAGCACGCCGCGGCGCUCGCGGCCGAGGACCCGGGGCGCCCGCGGCGGACCAGCAUGCCCCUCAUCAUCAACCGGAGCGCCGAUGGGACGCCGAUCUUCAGCUUCGUCGGCCUGGGCACGGACGGGAGCCUCGGCGCCGACGGGAGCCAGUGCGACGCGCCGCUGCCCGCCCGGCGGCGGAAGAAGGUGCUGCCCCUCAUGAGCUACCGGCGGAAGAAGCGCGCCGACGACGAGGCCUGGGGCGCGCCGGCGGCGCGGCGGCGCCCGGCGCCGGCGCCGGCGCACCCCGUCAUGGACUACAACAACUGGACGCGCGACCUCGAGCGCGACUCCGCCGCCGGGCCCGCGGCGCCCGACCCGGGCUUCGCGACGUGGCCCCGGAAGCAGCCCGCCGGGGCGCCGCCGCCGGAGCCGUCGCCGACGCGGGCGAGCAAGCGCGCGGCGAAGCUCGAGCGCAUGCGCGACCUCGAGCGCGAGAACGCGCGGCUCCUCGAGCGCCUCAAGUUCGACGCGGCCGCGGCCGAGGCGCCCGCGGACGCGCCGCUGCCCGCCGUCGAGUCCCUCGCGGCGCUCGCCGCGCGCACGGGCGUCGACUGGGACGUGCCCGCGGCCCGCGCGCCCUGGGACGUCGCGCCCGCGCCCGCGGCGGCGCUGCCGUCGCCGCUGCGGGCGAAGCUCGUCCAAGCGCUCGCCGAACACGCCGCCCCGGAGGCGCCGCCGGAGGAGGAGGAGAUCCCCGUGCUCGAGCGCAUGCGCCGCGCGGCCGCGGAGCGCGAUGAGGCGGCGCGGCGGCGGGCCAACGCGGCCGCGAAGAAGCUGUCGCCGAAGAAGAAGAGGCCCGCGCUGAAGAAGAGCGUGUCCGCGCCGGCCAAUUUGAGCCCGCCCAAGCCCGGGGCCGCGUGCCGGGCGCGCGCGGCGGCCCGGGCCGCGCGGGAGCAGCGCGAGGCGGGCCUCGCCGCGGGCGACGAGUUCCUCGAGGCCCAGAUGAAGCGCAUGGGCAUCAGCGGCGGCGCGCUCCGCGUCGAGCGGAAGCACCGCUACGCGCGGGCGCUCGAGAAGCCCAGCGGCUACGACGCGCGGCGCAAGGCCACGCCCCCGGCGCCGCCGGAGCUCCACCUCGCGAACCACGAGCGGCUCCUCAAGAAGUACGAGCGGAGCCUCGUCGCGUCGAACGGCCUCGAGGGCGACCGCACGCCCCUCGCGGAGGACCUGACGCCCUACCGCGCGCUCGUGAGCCUCGCGCCCGAGGCCUUCGAGAUGGACCCCGCCACCGGCGCGACGGGCGCGCUGCGGCGGCGGAGCUUCGACGACGGCCCCGCCGCCGGCGAGGACGCGGCCGCGCUGGAGGCGCGCUUCCGCGAGAUCAUGGCCUAA
Messenger RNA from Aureococcus anophagefferens, 3597 nucleotides. RefSeq lists its product as hypothetical. Bases 1 to 3597 code for a protein of 1198 amino acids. The record is from RefSeq and is a predicted model, not a curated record. Gene Ontology annotation, molecular function: protein binding. NCBI's taxonomy places the organism in Eukaryota, Pelagophyceae, Pelagomonadales, Pelagomonadaceae. The transcript has 3 exons.